GGAAUACUCACAGCGCGUUGUAGGUAAGUUAAAAUUUUAAACAUGAAGUGGUAAAGUCUAUACAGAAGAGCAAGUUCUCUUGACAAAUUUUAUUUGCUCGUGUGUAGGGCAAAAAAUUGACCAAUUGUCCUUGCCAAGAAGCCUCGUGACAAAGCUAGCCAUGCCGGCUUUUGGACAAGGAAAAUUUGUUCGUGUGUAUGGCCGCCAUUGAUAACUUGACAAGUGUACGAGAAAUACUUCUGUUGUCUUGACAAAGAAAAGAUAAUAUCCUCUCAAUUCUUUGCUUGCACAUGACGUUACUACGUGUCAUAGGCGCCAUCUUGGUUGAUUUUAAAGUUUUUAGAUCGAAAUAGUUAGUUACUUUAAAGUGGAAGUCAAUUAAGUCCGUCCUGCGCAUCGGUUCUGCUCAUAACAAUUUGAAGACCUCUAUAAAUGUGAACAUUGCCCAAAUUUCGAAUGUUUCGAAUUUUUGUGAACAUAAACUCUAUUUCAUAUUCAUUUCGAAGCAUAGCGAACCAAAAUGGUGUUAGAUAUUCGGACAGCACUCAUAUUUUAAAAAAUACAGCAGUUUAAAAUGUAAACAAACCGUUUAUUUACAUUACGGACGUGACUUCCACUUUAAUAUUUUUGGUUUGUUUUGAAAACAUCUUACUGUAUUAUGGAUAGUUUACGAUUUCUUGCACAAUAAGACAAAGAAUGAAGAAUAUAGAUUUUUAGUUGCCACGUAUAUUUUUGAAAAUCAACCAAGAUGGCGUCGAUUGCCGAGCAAAAGGGGCUGGACUGUAAUAGGUGAUUAUGGUUCAGCUUGCCUCAAGGAUGAUCAAGGAUCGUUAUUGGGCCCUAUUUCAUUUCCACAAAUGUCUAGUAAACAAAUUGUCUAUCACGCAUUUUCCUUUUAUAGUUAUUUUGAGGCGAUGUUCAGAUCUUUCAUGCCAGAAGCUGGACUUGUCCGGGUAAGUCAGUGAAGUUCUUAGUUCAGUUAGGCCCUGUUUACAUGAGACCGAUACAGUCAUGAUAUAACAAUAUUGUUACAACCUUUUGUCGUCAACCUUGUACACGCGCAAAAAUCUCACAUCUUGUAGCACGUUUGUCAACAAUACGUCAACAAGUUGUGUUAGCUCUGCUUGUCCCAAGUUGUCAACAAGGAGACAUCUUCUUGACAAGUUGUUGGAGCAGCAUUGUUACAUCUCGUUAACAAGCUUCCUACAACCCUGUUGCGAAAAGUCUUGUUGACAAGUUGAUGGAACGGCAUUGUCAUAACUUGUUUGUUAUCUUGCUACAAGCCUGUUGCAAAAAGUCUUGUUGACAAAUUGAUGGAACGGAAUUGUCUCAACUUGUUAACAAGCUUGCUACAAGCCUUUUGCGAAAAGUCUAUUUCACAAGUUGAUGGAACAGCAUUGUUACAACGUGUUAACAAGCAUGCUACAAGCCUGUUGCGAAAAUUCUUUUUGACAGGUUGAUGGAACAGCAUUGUCACAACUUGGUAACAAGUUUGCUACAAGCCUGUUGCGAAAAAUCUUGUUGACAAGUUGAUGAAACGGAUUUGUCACAACUUGUUAACAAGCUUGCUACAACCCUGUUGCGAAAAGUCUUGCUGACAAGUUGAUGGAACGGCAUUGUCACAACUUGUUAACAAGCAUGUUACCAGCUCGUUGCAAAAAGUCUUGUUGACAAGUUGAUGGAACGGAACUGUCACAACUUAUUAACUAGAACACAUUAUAUCACAAGAACACAUUGGUAUUGAAGGAACUAGAUACUGUUCCGAAAUAUCACUUACUCGAACCGUCCUGACCGCGUAGCUCAGUUGGAAGAGCAUUGGGCUAGUAUUCCAAAGGUCGUAGGUUCGAAUCCCACCGUGGCCGGGCAAAUUUUUCAAGCUCGCCCGGUGUGGAUAUGCACUUAGAGUAACAUCACAAACAUAUUAUUCACCUGAGUACACAACAUCAGCACAGAAAAAAAUUCAUAUCACAAGAACACAUUGGUAUUGAAGGAGCUAGAUACUGUUCCGAAAUAUCACUUACUCGAACCGUCCUGACCGCGUAGCUCAGUUGGAAGAGCAUUGGGCUAGUAUUCCAAAGGUCGUAGGUUCGAAUCCCACCGUGGCCGCGUAUAUUUUUCAAGCUCGCCCGGUGUGGAUAUACACUCAGAGUAACACCACAAAUAUCAUAUUCACCUGAGUACACUACACCAACACAGAAAAAUUCAUAUUACUAGAAUACAUUGGUAUCGAAGGAACUAGAUUCUGUUCCGAAAUAUCACUUACUCGAACCGUCCUGACCGCGUAGCUCGGUUGGAAGAGCAUUGGGCUAGUAUUCCAAAGGUCGUAGGUUCGAAUCCCACCGUGGCCGGGCAAAUUUUUCAAGCUCGCCCGGUGUGGAUAUGCACUCAGAGUAACAUCACAAACAUAUUAUUCACCUGAGUACACAACACCAGCACAGAAAAAAAUUCAUAUCACAAGAACACAUUGGUAUUGAAGGAACUAGAUACUGUUCCAAAAUAUCACUUACUCGAACCGUCCUGACCGCGUAGCUCAGUUGGAAGAGCAUUGGGCUAGUAUUCCAAAGGUCGUAGGUUCGAAUCCCACCGUGGACGGGCAUAUUUUUCAAGCUCGCCCGGUGUGGAUAUGCACUCAGAGUAACAUCACAAACAUAUUAUUCACCUGAGUACACAACACCAGCACAGAAAAAAAUUCAUAUCACAAGAACACAUUGGUAUUGAAGGAACUAGAUACUGUUCCAAAAUAUCACUUACUCGAACCGUCCUGACCGCGUAGCUCAGUUGGAAGAGCAUUGGGCUAGUAUUCCAAAGGUCGUAGGUUCGAAUUCCACCGUGGCCGGGCAAAUUUUUCAAGCUCGCCCGGUGUGGAUAUGCACUCAGAGUAACAUCACAAACAUAUUAUUCACCUGAGUACACAACACCAGCACAGAAAAAAAUUGCUACAAACCUGUUGCGAAAAAUCUUUUUGACAAGUUGAUGGAAUAGCUUUGUCACAAGUUGCUAACGAGCUUGCUAUAAGCCUGUUGCGAAAAGAGUUUUUGACAAGUUGAUGGAACAGCAUUGUCACAACGUGUUAAGAAGCUUGCUACAAGUCUUGUUCACACAUUGAUGGAAAGGAAUUGUCUCAACUUGUGAACAAGGUUGCUAUACAAGCCUGUUGCGAAAAGUCUAUUUGAGAAGUUGAUCGAACAGCAUUGUCACAACAUGUUAACAAGCUUGUUAGAAGCCUGCUGCGAAAAGUUGAUGGGCAAGUUGAUGGAACGGUAUUCUUGACAAGUUGAUGGAACGGUAUUCUCACAACUUGUUAACAAGCCUGCUACAAGCCUGUUGCGAUAAGUCUUGUUCACAAGUAUGCUUAAAAAAUGCAAUGUCAUUACAAAGCCUCGUAUUUUUAGCCAGCUUGCUUCAUUCCGGCUUGCUUCAUUCCAGCUCGCUUCAUUCUUGAAAUAUAAAAACAUGGUCAUAUCCACUUUUAAUUGGGGAAGAACAUUUUGAGAAAGCAUUGUUAAGAAGUGACGGCUAACUGCCCCAGCCAUGAUGGGCUUCGGUGGCGCAAUCGUCAUAGCAAGCGCCUUCCAAUUCAGCUCUGAUAUCAUGUGGGUUCGAUUUACACUGCGGACACAUGACACUUAUGUAAAAGGAGUCAGUCAACGCUCUACCAAAAAUCCAUGAGUUUUCUCUGGGUGUUCAAGUUUCGUCCCGCAGGAGCAAAUGUUCACAGAGUUGUAUAGGAUGACCUACUAACUGACCCUUCCAAUGCCGUAACUGUACUCCGUGAUGAGACAUGAGUCAUAAAGUGGCGAACUGAGGGGCUUUUAGUAAGCCUUAGACUAGGUUAGGAUAGCUUACGUCCUUGACAAUUCAGCUUAGCUCUCGGAUGCAAGUAAGGAUGAUUUGCACACACCUCGCUACUUAUACGUAAUAUAGGAAUCACCAUGCAGUUAUUGAUGUAUUUUUGUCACUAUUGCUGUACAAUUGUAUUAGUUGUACGUAGAUGGGCCAUUUGGUGAAGAACAUCAAGAUUGGUAUCGUUACGAAGCGUCAGUUUUGGUAGGAGGAGGGAUUGGAGUCACUCCAUUUGCUUCGAUUUUGAAAGAUAUUGCUCACAAAGGAACAUUGAAGUCGAUAUUCUCUUGUAAGAAUGUAUCAGAAUUCACAAAUAUGCCUGUGGUGCUUUCCGUUAAGGACCAUUUCCACUCAAGAAAAAUUUCCACGCGGACAGAAAAUUUUCCGAAAAUAUCAUUGUUAAUAUCGGAAAAUUUUCCCGAGUGGUGGAAAUGGGCCUUUACACAGUCAGCCAGAACCGAAGUUCCCUCUCUAUGUUGAUAGGAAAUAUCUCAAUAUUUCCUCUUAGCAAGUUUUUCGACUGGUUUUAAAACAAAGUGUGAACAAUUUCGCCAGGAAAUACGCUAAUUACAUUGAUUUUGAGCUUGACUUUUAGGUGUAUUUCUUGUGGGUUACAAGAAGUCAAAAGCACUUUGAAUGGUUGACAGACAUUAUACGAGAAGUCGAAGAAAAAGAUUCUAAUGAUCUUGUCAGUGUUCAUAUUUUGGCCACUCAGUUUUAUCGUGAUUUUAAUUUGAGGACGACAAUGUUGGUAAGGAAUUUCACUUGCUGAUGCACAUGUACAAUUCUUAAAAUAUUAUACAUUAUGAUUCAUUUCUUUAUUUUUUUCUUCCAGUAUAUUUGCGAACGCCAUUUUCAAAAGAUGUCCGGCAAUUAGUCAUUGUUAACCGGACUGCGAUCUACAACUCACUUUGGCCGACCCGACUUUCUGCCAUUUCUAGAGUGUCUAUCGACAACCACCCAUCCGUGGGUAAGCUUAAUAUUGUUAUAAAAAAUGUAUUAUUAUCAUCAAAUAUGAAGUGAAGGCUACAACCUGAGAAAACUGUAGAAACUUUGUCGAAAUCACAAAAAUCCCUUAGCUUUGUCUCGAAAUUAUAGUAGACGAAUGGCCUUCGCAUGAAACGUUAACGUUCUUUCUGUAUUUUUGAGGUAGUUGUACUAUCAUGUACCGCUUUCUCAGUUAAUGUAAUAUUCUGCAAAAUUGUAGCGGGAGCAAGCUUCUCCCUCAGCCUCUCUUUGUUGCUACGCCAGAGGAUAUAUCAAAAAGCUGUUUUGAAAUUAACUAUAGGCGGGGUGCAUGAGGUUUUAAAAUACCGACGAUAAUGUUUAUAUACGAUAUAUAUACUGUAUAUUUCUUGACAUUCUUGUUCAGGCUUCAAAAUCGGAGUCUUCAGCUGUGGUCCCCCUUCGAUGACGAAGGGUGUCGAAAGUGCAUGUACUGAGUUAAAUAAAACUGAAGGGGCUGCGUUCAUUCAUCAUUUUGAAAAUUUUUAACCAUCUACUCCCAGUAAUAUAUGAUCUAAUAGUUUAUUAUAUCGAGAUAAGUACACGUAUCCAAAUUAUUCUACUUUAUACAGUUAGUUCAAAACAUACUGCAAUCGAGUUGGAAACAAAUUUAAAUCAAAUCAUCAAUGGGUGAUUCCAGCUAUCGACUAAUUUUUAUAUAGACGAGAAAGAUAGACGAAAUAUGUCAUUAUAAAGCUCAAAAAAGCAUCCUAAAAUUAGUAAAACUGCAAAGUUCGGUUGUGAAAUGUUGUAAAAUACGAAAAAUUAGCCCUGUGUAAUUAGCAAAAUUUGAGUAUUUUAGUAUUAUGCGCGGAAAAAUACACCAUUUACGGCUCAAUAUUUCCGUGCGUAAUACUAGAAUACUCAAAAUUUGCUAAUUUCACAGGGCUAUAUUUUCCGUAUUUUACAAAAUUUCGGAACCAAACUUUGCAAUUUUACUAAUUUUAGGAUGCUAUUUUGAGCAAAAAUAAUAGAUUACGCCCUUCUUGUCUGGAUAAAAAAAUUAUUCGGUAGGAGGAAUCAUCUAUUGAAAUCAAGUUUAAAUAGAAAUAUACUGUACAGGUUUGAAUUAACUCAACAUAAUAUCAUUAUGUACUGAACUUUGUUCUGAUGCGUAAUACUAUUUCCGUGCGUAAUACUAGAAUACAAGAGAACUGUAUUCAAUUUCAAACUUGCUGAUUGGGACGGUCUACGAAAUGCACUAGUCAAUUACACUACUCUUCCCUCUAACCAGUCAACUGACGUCAACACCGAUUGGGAGCGAUGGAAAGGUCUCUUUCUCAGAGUUGCUACUGAAUAUAUUCCAUUAAAAUCGUUCAAAAGGAGCAACUCACCUCCCUGGAUUGACGGUGAAGUUAAACGUAUUCUCUCGAAGAAAGAUAAGUGCAGAAAACGGGCUAAACGCGACGCAUCUCCUAGACUUUGGGAAAAGUUCCGCGAACUUCGAAGAUCAGCCAAAACGUUAAUACAAGCUAAACGUACGGAGUAUUUUCAAAAACUUCCAUCUCUGUUAAAGUCCAGUAGCAAAAAGUUCUGGUCACUAUUUAAAUCCACCUCAAGUCACUCCAACAUCCCUGCUAAAAUGUCAUGGUCCAUUCAAGAUUCAACGUCUUCGACUGCUGACAACCCAGUUGAUAUUGCUGAUAUGCUAAAUCGCUACUUCUACUCGGUGUUUCAAACUCCCGACCAUACCCACAGCCAACUCUCCCCUGUUGAUUUUGAAGAUGACAUGACCGAUCUAACCACCAUAUCAGAUCUUACUCUAACCGAAGGAGAAGUUCGUUAUGUACUUCGAAAUUUUGACGAAGAGAAAGCAACUGGUCCUGACAAAAUCCCAGCAGUAUUACUAAAAAACUGCGCGGCUAGUAUAGCUCCGUCAUUAUGUGAACUUUUCAACAAUGUCUAA
Paramuricea clavata is the source of this 6754-nucleotide messenger RNA. The record is from the annotation of a GenBank genome assembly. NCBI's taxonomy places the organism in Eukaryota, Metazoa, Cnidaria, Anthozoa, Malacalcyonacea, Plexauridae.